Messenger RNA from Oldenlandia corymbosa var. corymbosa, 1301 nucleotides. The record is from the annotation of a GenBank genome assembly. NCBI's taxonomy places the organism in Eukaryota, Viridiplantae, Streptophyta, Magnoliopsida, Gentianales, Rubiaceae.
CACCAAACUCCAUACAACUUAAUUCGAACUUUCCUUAACGUCAAACCACACACACUUAUAUAAAUACCCAAUACAAAUCCUCCAAUUCUCCACACCAAAAAAAAAAAAAAACCACACCAAAGUGUUCUUGAAAAUGGCAUCUUCUUCUACUUGUUGUUCCAAUUCCUACUAUACGUUUCUCUCGUUGUUUGUACGGGUUAUUUUGCUGUUUAGUUGCUUAGUAAAGCCUGGAUUGGCUGCUGGUUCAAACUUCAAUCAAGAAUUUGAUGUGUAUUGGGGCGAUGGACGUGCUAAAUAUCUCAACAAUGGCCAACUUUUAACUCUUACACUCGACAAAACUUCUGGUUCAGGGAUUGUGUCCAAGAAGGAGUAUUUGUUUGGAAGGAUUGAUAUGCAGCUCAAACUUGUCCCUGGCAACUCCGCUGGCACUGUCACAACUUAUUAUUUAUCAUCUCAAGGGUCAAAUCAUGAUGAGAUAGAUUUGGAGUUCUUGGGUAACCUAAGUGGUGAUCCUUACAUCUUGCACACAAAUGUCUACACUCAGGGCCAAGGAGGAAGGGAACAGCAAUUCUAUCUUUGGUUUGAUCCAACUGCUAAUUUCCAUACCUAUUCCAUCCUCUGGAAUCCCUUGUCGAUCAUUUUCUAUGUUGAUGGGACACCAAUUAGAGUGUUCAGAAACUCAGCCUCAAAGGGAAUUCCGUACCCAAACAACCAGCCCAUGAAGGUGUAUGCUAGUCUAUGGGAUGCAGAAGAUUGGGCCACAAGAGGUGGGCUUGUCAAGACAGACUGGUCACAGGCUCCAUUUAAUGCUUCAUUCAGAAACUACAAGGCAAAUGCCUGUGUAUGGGCAAAUGGGAAAUCCUCUUGUGGAACAAACUCAACAAAGAUGCCAUGGUUCUCACAAGAACUGGAUUCCACAAGUGAAGCCAGGCUCCAUUGGGCCCAAAAGAAUUAUAUGAUUUAUAAUUAUUGCGCCGAUACCAGGCGUUUUCCACAGGGAUUUCCUCCAGAAUGCACCAUAAACACCUAAAAUAUUGUGCAUUAAGAUAAUUACUUCUCAUGAUUUUUAUUUUUUUUGUUACACGCUACAUAAAAUACAUGUAAAUUAUGAAAUUUUGUAAUGAAUAAAAAGUUCUUGCAAUGUUUGUUUGCAAAUAUAUUAUGUUGUAUUAUGUUGACGAAAUUAUUGCAAAAGGUUGAGAUAUGAAAGAAAUAAAAGUAAAAAUCAAACGGAUGAUGCAAUUUGCACUGACACUUAAGCAAGUAUUAUAUGAUGAACACAUUGUCUUUGAAUUCUGGGA